Scophthalmus maximus (turbot) is the source of this 1713-nucleotide messenger RNA. It is a transcript of the gene znrf2b, whose product is annotated as zinc and ring finger 2b. The transcript is spliced from 5 exons. NCBI's taxonomy places the organism in Eukaryota, Metazoa, Chordata, Actinopteri, Pleuronectiformes, Scophthalmidae. The record is from RefSeq and is a predicted model, not a curated record. The coding region runs from base 344 to 1009 and encodes 221 amino acids.
AGUGAGCUCAGACAGAGUCCGUCAGUCACCUUCAUGCGGGACCUUCUGCUCCAUCAGCCCCGACCGAAGCGCGAUGUGUCGGCCGCCGGCGCGGAGGUGCGAGGGGCCCGGCUCCCCGCUCCGUGACGCCGCCCAGGGGCCCCGGAGCACCACCGACCACCGUCACUGACGGGGAUACAGAUGGAGAGGGAGAAUAAAGUUGGAUCUGCAGGUCACCAGAUGACCGGCUCCACUUCCCUCUGACUCUCCAUGGUCGUAGGCGACGCGCACUUUGUCCGUCCGGGAGACGUCCGGCGCACUGUCCUGCGGCUCUUUCACAAUAUUCCAGCGGAGGUUUCACAACAUGGGGGCGAAGCAGAGCGGCCCGACCGCUAAUCCCGCCGCCAACGGCCGCACCAGAGCCUACUCCGGCUCCGACCUGCCCUCCAGCACGUCCGGCGGCGGCGGCGGCGGCGCGAGGUAUCGCGCGUACGGCGCGUCCGGAGCCUCCGGAGCCGCGUCCGGCACCGGCCAGCACAUCGGGGCCAGCAGGGCCAGGUCCGCGGGGCACGGGUCCGGAGGCUCCGGGACCAGACCCCGGUCCGGCAUCAACAUCCCGAACAGCAGAGGAGCCUACAGCUCCCCGGAGUCCGAGGGCAGCAGCCCGGAGGAGGCGGCGGCGGACAGGGGGCGCACGGCCGGGGAGCACCACGGUCCCCGGCUGCUGAUCGGCUCGUUACCCGCGCACCUCUCACCCAAUCUGUUUGGAGGCUUCAGGUGUCCUGUGUGCUCCAAGCUGGUGUCCUCGGACGAGAUGGACCUUCACCUGGUUUUGUGUUUAACCAAACCCAGAGUGACGUACAACGAGGACGUCCUCACCAAGGACGCAGGAGAAUGUGCGAUCUGCCUGGAGGAGCUGGCGCAGGGCGACACCAUCGCUCGCCUGCCCUGCCUCUGCAUCUACCACAAAGGCUGCAUCGACGAGUGGUUCCAAGUGAACAGAUCGUGUCCGGAGCAUCCGGCAGAUUAAUGCAGCUUCUUUUGCACAGGUUCCCCACAAACGAGCGAUCUACUGGAUUUAAGUGUGGAUCCUCGGAGACUGCUGGACACUGUGACCACCGACCCGUCCCGCACAAGACAAUGUAGUACCACGCUGUGCCAAAUCUCAUUGGAAACAAUCUGCAGGGAUACAGACUUUCUGAUAUUUUGUGUUUGAGUUGCACAUCCUCACCUCGCAUCUUCAGCAGCGCAGGACGUCUCCGGAGGAGGAGGACAUGGUCCGGCAGGGAGGGGGGACCAGAGAGGACGAUGGUGGAAGAUCCCUCCUCUUCCUCCCUCAGCAUCAAUGUGCCUUGUUGUACUGUGGCAGCAGGGCGGCACAGAGACGUCCAGACUGGCAGCAGAGCUCUGGGCCCCCGGAGCUGUGGGCCCCCGGAGCUGUGGGACCCCCCGGGACCCCGGAGCACUGGGACCCCCCGGGACCCCGGAGCUGUGGGCCCCCGGAGCUCUGGGCCCCCGGAGCUCUGGGACCCCCCGGGACCCCGGAACUCUGGGACCCCGGUCCGGGAGGAAUCAGCCAGAGACGGGACGACAGCAUCACUGACACUUUCAGAACUGACACGGCUGCGAAAUCGGUGCCAACACACACACUCACACACACACACACUCACACUCACACACACACACACACACACACACACACACACACACACACACACACACACACACACACAC